AUGUCUGGAAAGCGCGGUCGAGGUUCUACCUCCGGUAACAAGCUCAAGAUGACUCUUGGUCUGCCAGUCGGCGCCGUCAUGAACUGCUGCGACAACUCCGGUGCCCGCAACCUGUACAUCAUCUCCGUCAAGGGUAUCGGUGCGCGUCUCAACCGCCUGCCCGCUGGUGGUGCCGGUGACAUGGUCAUGGCGACCGUGAAGAAGGGAAAGCCCGAGCUGAGGAAGAAGGUCAUGCCCGCCGUCAUUGUCCGCCAGAGCAAGCCAUGGAGGCGAGCAGACGGUAUCUACCUGUACUUCGAGGACAACGCCGGUGUCAUUGUCAACCCCAAGGGUGAAAUGAAGGGCUCCGCCAUCACUGGACCCGUCGCAAAGGAGGCCGCUGAGCUGUGGCCGCGUAUCGCCUCCAACUCCGGUGUCGUCAUGUGA
Molecule: messenger RNA, 426 nt
Organism: Alternaria ethzedia
Lineage: Eukaryota; Fungi; Ascomycota; Dothideomycetes; Pleosporales; Pleosporaceae
Exons: 4
Coding region: 1-426 (141 amino acids)
Biological process (GO): translation
Cellular component (GO): cytosolic large ribosomal subunit; ribosome
Molecular function (GO): structural constituent of ribosome; large ribosomal subunit rRNA binding
Source: RefSeq, a predicted model, not a curated record